Messenger RNA from Choloepus didactylus (southern two-toed sloth), 5610 nucleotides. RefSeq names its product trem-like transcript 4 protein. The coding region runs from base 1986 to 2855 and encodes 289 amino acids. Lineage: Eukaryota; Metazoa; Chordata; Mammalia; Pilosa; Megalonychidae. The transcript is spliced from 6 exons. Gene Ontology annotation, cellular component: cell surface. The record is from RefSeq and is a predicted model, not a curated record. Gene Ontology annotation, molecular function: signaling receptor activity.
GGGGAGGGGGCCAUGGCCAGGCACCAGAUGGAGGGCGCUGGGCCCAGGCAGAGGCCUUGAGCUGUGCCCUGAAGUAGGGCAACGUGGCUGUUAGGGUGAUCAAAGUCCCUGCUUGCCCAGGAUGAGGGAGUUCCUGGGAUGCAGGACUUUCAGAGCUAAAAUGAGGAAAGUCCAUGGCAAACCUGCACGAGGUGUUCACCCUAGUAGCCAUGCUCCCAUGUGAAUGCCAUGGUAAGGACAUUGGGUCCUGAGAAAAAGAUAGAGAGACUGCUGUCCCAUCUCCCCACCUCCUAAGGGCCUGGCUGAUCUGUUGGGGUCUCCAAGCCUCCUGUACAUUUUGCUCAAAACCUUGGUCUCUCACUUCCUCCUUCCUGUUCUUACCCUUCUUGCUGGGACUUCAGGGGGCCCCAGAUCCACAGCAGGACCAGGGAAGGGAGGUGCAGGUACCGUCGGGGGUAGCAGGCCAGAGGUCCUCCUCCGUUUAGUGGGGGAGACAUCAAGUUCACCAAGCACUAGGCUGUGAAGAUGGAACAUGUCCGUGAAGGGUUUUGGUUGAGACAGAAAAAAAGAAUAAAUAGAUUAAAUCCAGUGCCCACAGGAUGAGCACACUCCAGCUGUGGAGCUCAGCAAGCAAGCAUUAGGUUGACAGUUUUCCUAAAUGGCUGCAAAAUGUAGUUUUGCUCUCUGGUGGAUGCUGUGCUGUGCUGCCUGGAGCCCCCUUCAGGACAGACGGACUUCAUGCCCCAUUGCCGGGAGGAGUGAGGGCAGAACUCCUCAUCUGCCUGCCCUCUUUGGGGUCUGCCGCUGCAGAGAGCCCCCUCCCAGGGCACCCACAUCCACUGGCUGAGUGGCACAGAGGGUGAUGCCCCGGGCCCCUUGCCAGCCAGGGGAAGGCCUGAAGGGUCACCCUAUCGUCAGAGCACCUCUCUUCCUUUUGCCCUCUGUCACUGCCCUACCUCUUCCGCCCAAUCCUGCUUCCUUCCCUUCCUCUCCAAGCUGUUGAUCCCAAAGGCACUUCAAUCCCCUUGCUAAUCUCCAUUUCCGAACCCAACAGGCAACACUAAGGUUUUAUAGGAUUUUUUCUUUCCUUUGCCGUUGAUUUGUUAACUAUGAGCAGUCUGUGACCAUAGCGUUUCUGUAGCUCACCUAAUGACACAUUUUUGAAAAAUGUGCUUGAUGUAUGUGGUUUUUCAACAAAUGCUUAUCGAGUGAUUGUGGCGGGCUGGGAGCAGGGGACAGUGAGACAGGCCAGAGGCUGAGACUCAUCCUGUCCUUCCCUCCAUUUGUACUUUUUUUUUGUCCUGUCCCCUCCUGCCUUCUCCUCUGAUGAUCCUGCUAAGCUCUUUCGUGGCUCCCAGCUUUCCCUCUCUCCCCACACCUCCUUUCCUGGAAAUGCGCCUGCACUCCAGUCCCCACGGAACUUUCCAGUGUGGAAACACUGAGGCUGGGCAUGAAGUUGCUGACUACCUCCAGGAUCAAUGAGCUCAGGGCUCUGGUUGACCAGCAAAGGGCCCCUAACUCCGUCACCCACCUCCAGCCCAUGCUUUACGUGUGGGGAGGGGAGAGUUAAGGCUGGGGAGGAAGUAUAAAAUGGAAGGGGUAGAGAGGAGAAAUAGGUUCUUAUUUCACCAUAGCUUCCUCCUGGACUGCCACAGGCUUCCCCACCUCCCAGCCCCAGUGAGGGGGACGAUCUGACCACAGGAAAGAGACAGUGCACAGGGCAGCCAAACCACAGCUACAGAGACCCUUGGAGCCUCCUCUGGGUCCCAAGGCUGAGGCCUCUCCAGACCCAGAGGUAGCCCCUGCCGUGGACCGAGGCCUCUCCCUUCUUCUCCAGGCCUCCCACUUCCUCAGCCGAGACCUCUGCCUUCCUUAGUUCUUCUGUCUCAGACUUGCUGUGGUUGCUCGGUUGAACCCAACGCAGCUUCUGGUUUCUCCGUCCUUGGGGGCUUUCCUCUCCCCAGCCCAGCUCAAGAAGAGGACCGAUGGCCUGGGAAGCCACACACCUGCUGCCACCUGUCCUGCUGGUGCUCCUGGUCCCAGGCUCCUGGGAACAGAAACCAGUGCAAGAGGUGCGACAGGAGCUGGAAGGUGGGACAAUCUCCGUGACAUGCAAGUACCGCCCAGAAGAUUCAAAUAGGAUGAAAAUCUGGUGUAGGCAGACAUCGGCUUGGUGUAACGUGUUGGUCACCAGCUCCAGGAGGCAGGCUGUGGCUCAGGAGUCGCGCUACUCGAUCUGGGAUUAUCCUCGUUCUGGCUACUUCACGGUUGGGAUGACUAAACUCAGGAAGGAGGACUCGGGAUCCUAUUGGUGCGGAAUCUUAGAGGCUCCCAGCAGGCCAAAUAUCAAUAUUUAUAAGAUCAUCCAGCUUGUGGUAUCUCCAGCUUCAACCCCAUCCACCACCAGGAGCACUGUGAGGACCACAGCCUGGGCCUCUGCCAUCAGCCCUGUCAUCAACAGCCCUCCAGACAACUGGAAGUUCAUCAUCCCAGCCACGGUGGUGGCCCUCCUGCUCCUGCUGGCACUGACCAUUGGCGUGAUCCUGUACAUCAGAAAAGCCCGAGAGGGAGCAGAGAAAGAUGACAAUGAAACCCAUUACAUCUAUGAAGACAUUUCAGACCAGAAGGAGAAGACCACCGACUUCAAUCAGCAUGUGGGCUCAGAGGAGAACACUGAUGACAUCCGCUAUGCCUCACUUAUCCACUUCGGCCCUGAGGACCACAUCUAUGCCAACUCCUACCCAAACCCAAGGCCCACACCUGACCCCUUUCUGUCUGUAGACUAUGCCAGCAUCACUGGAAACAGACCUCAGCCUUCCAAAUCGACUGCCCUGGAGGGGGAUCCUAAGAACUGAAGGCAGAAUACACUGGGCAGCGAGCACUUAUCAAGUACCUACAAGGCACAGAGCUGUUCUGCCAGUGGUGGGGUGAAUUCAUUGUGGCAAAGAUGACUACAAACUACCAAGGAGCCACACCCCUCCCUGCAAGGGAGGUGAGGAAGGGGGAGCAAGGGAAGGAAAAUCCUUUUUGCCCCAGAGGGCAGAAGAUUUGAGUCUGAGGGCUGAGAUGGGCAGGCUAUGGGGAUAAUAAGGUCUGGGAGAAGUGCUGUAGGACAGAGUCCAACUACACAGGGGGCUGGGAUCCAGUGCCUGAGUAACCCAAUUUUCACGUCCCUCCGUGACCAUCACUUCCUUCCUCAUGAUGAACUAUGAAAUCCUGGCAGAUUGGGCAAGUUCCUCUAUUGGUGAGUUAGAGCCUGUACUUGACACCCUCCUCCCUUAACUGUCCUCUCAGAGCCUCCAAGCUGGUCUGGAAAGUUCUGAAACCCCCUCCCCCACCAGCUCCUUCCUCUCCUUCCCAGCCUCCUGAUUGUAAUUCCCCGCUGGCUCACGGGAUUCUCAUCACCCUACCAGAAGGAAUGCCGGGAAGUGAGCAGUGCUCCCACCACUAGACUGUCUCCCCUAGCCCUUGCCCUGGCCUGGGCAGAGUGGGAGUGGGGUGCUCCCUUACCCAUUGCCACUCACACAACUCCACUCAAAACUGACUUUGGCUCCUCUGCAUUCCACAGAGACCAGUGUCCAAUCUCUUAACUGGAUCUCAGUCAAACAGAGUGGGCUGGGGAGGCCUCCCGCUUAGCCUAUGGACUUUUUCACAGGGGCCUUGUGGAGACGGGGUCCCUUUUUCACUAUGUGUCCAAAGGAGUGACUCUGAACUCUGGGAAAUCAGGCCAAGUGGGCAGAAGGGUGGUGUCUUGCCACAUCACAGAGGGAAGCUUGCUUAGAAUUGCAGAUCCAUCACUUCUCUGAGAUGAUAUUAAAGGUCAUCAAAUCCAGCUGCCAAUAGGAUGUCAGAAGCCCUCUACAAAAUCCAAAAACAUCAUGCAGUCUCUGUGUCAAUAUCUCUGAGGACGGGAAAUUUACUACUCAGGAAGCUCUUUUACUAAUCUUUUUGUCAGACUGAACCUUGCUUGCCAUCAGGUCACAAGGAGAUGUCAGCUUUGGUCAAACGAUGGGACCCGAAAGUCGGGUUGCAUCAUGGCCAGGAAGGGGGUGAGGAGUUGGAGAGCCGAGUGCUGAGGGGUUUGAGGUCUGGCAGGACAGUCUGGGAGGAAGAGGAAGUCCCGGGGGAGGGAGGAGGUGUAAGCUACUGAAACAUGUGAUGUCUCCAUGGCCAUCAUGUACCUUCUGGGUUGCCAGUGUCGGGGAUUUGGCUGUGUCCCCAGCCACUGUCUUCAUGAGGUUAUGGACUGUGGGGACCAGAAGGCCAGGGACUCAAGGGGUUGCGGGAGGCAGGGAGCAGGGAGGGGAGCAGGAUGGUCUGAGUGUCGCCCUGGCUCCUGAUGCCUCUGCCCCACCUCUUCCAGCCUGAGACCUUCUAAUCCUUCACAUCUGACCACUAGAGGGUGGGCAGUUGCUGUGCCCUGACCUGUCCCCUGGACCUGGCCUUGCUCUGAGAAGGUCAUUGGUUGAUCUGUGGCCUCAUUUGCUCUCUGGUCCUUCAAGGUUCCUGACAGCACCUCUGAUGUUGGUCUAUAUUUUAGUCUCCAUACCUGCUGGGGGAGCCCGUCAUUACCAUGCUCUCCCAAUCUUGGGUUUCCUGCCUGCAUUGCUCUGGCUCCACCAUCAGGAGCUGCUCUGUAUUUGUUAGACAACUAUAUAUGUGUGCCUGCUGACCGGGCUCAGGGGAGAGAUGGAUUCGAGUAAGCCACUGGUAAUGGAGUAGCCUUUAUGUGCCAGGCUCCUCUACAUGUGUUAAUUGUUAGCUCAGACAUCUCUAGGAGGUAAGUACUUUCCCUGUUUUACAGAUCACAAAACUAACAGGCUUAAAGGAAAAACCAAAAAAUAAAAAAAGACAAGUCACUGAAUAAAGUCAGACACAGAAAUGUUAGUACUUUCUCAAAGUCACACAGCUAGAGUAGAGCUGAGACCCAGCAUGUAUGGACAAAGAGGGGGUGCUGGCCCUUGCAUUUGGGGGUCUCUGGGAGGUGUCAGGACCAUUCAUAUGUAUGAGUUCCCCACGGUUUGUGCAUAUCCCUCUCCUGAUGGUCUGCCCCCCCAGCAGGAGGUGGGUCCACCUUCCACUUUGCUUCUCCAUGCUCUUUAUUUACUUCACAGCACACAACACAAUGUGUAAGGAUUUUAUUUAGUGACUUGUGUUUUUUUAUUUUUUGGUUGUUCCUUUAAGCCUGUUAGUUUUUUGAUAGUUUGCUAUGUAGCAAUAAACAAUCAGAGUAAAUAGCCAAGACAAAUUUGAAGAACAAAGUCAUGGGAAAAGGGAGUGGCCUUACUGUACCAGAAACCAAGAAUUACUAUAAAGUUCUAAUAAUCACGAUAUGACACUGGAAUAAAACAUUGGCCAACACAACAGAACAGGGAGGCAAGAAACAGACUUGUGUGCAUACGGAAGCUCAAUAUUUGGCAGAGUGGACAUUAUAAAUCAGGAGGAGAGGACAGAAUAUUUAAUGAAAGGCAUCGACAUAAUUAUCUAACCAUAUGGAGAAAAACAAAACUAGAUUCCUACCUUAUAUAUUACACAAAAAUAAAUUCCAGGUGGGCUAUAAGCCUAAAUGUGAAUAACAAAACAAUAAAAUGUUCAAACAAAAACUUGAAA